Messenger RNA from Ailuropoda melanoleuca (giant panda), 495 nucleotides. RefSeq names its product VPS10 domain-containing receptor SorCS3-like. The annotation marks the transcript as partial. Gene Ontology annotation, cellular component: postsynaptic density membrane. Lineage: Eukaryota; Metazoa; Chordata; Mammalia; Carnivora; Ursidae. The record is from RefSeq and is a predicted model, not a curated record. The transcript has 3 exons.
GUACCGGAGGAUUGUGUCCAACAACUGCACGGAUGGGCUGAGGGAGAAGUACACGGCCAAGGCCCAGAUGUGUCCCGGAAAAGCCCCUCGAGGCCUCCACGUGGUGACAACUGACGGACGCCUAGUGGCAGAGCAGGGGCAUAAUGCGACCUUCAUCAUCCUCAUGGAGGAGGGUGAUCUCCAAAGGACAAACAUCCAGCUUGACUUUGGGGAUGGAAUUGCGGUAUCCUACGCUAACUUCAGCCCCAUUGAGGAUGGCAUCAAGCACGUGUACAAGAGCGCAGGGAUCUUCCAGGUGACGGCCUAUGCGGAGAACAGCCUGGGCUCGGACACAGCUGUCCUCUUCCUGCAUGUGUUCCACUAUAUUCUGAUGGACGUGUACACGUGCAGAUAUGCAUUCAGGUCAAAGUCCCUUCCCUUUGCUUUGGAGACUCCUAAGGAUCAGGAAGAAGAAACUCAUCUGGUUCACAGCCACAAGUUCACUUUCAAGCUGCU